CGUGAGACUAGGAGGGAAAGUGUCGCGAGACGUGCUGCGGGACGGCGCGGCGGUGACAGAAACAAAGGGUGGCGGUUGAGGCGCGCCGCCGCCUCUCCCCGCCCCCGCCAGCGCGCGCGCUCUCGGGCAAUGGCCGCUCAGCCCGCGCGCUGGAGCCCGCUCGAGCAGCAGCAGGACCGUGACGUCCGGGCGCUGAUCCGGCGCCUGACCGGCCUCCGCGAGGCGCAGGGCGGGGAGGAGCCCGGCGGCCGCUUCCAGACGGCGCUGAUCUUCGCCUGGUCCAACUUCAGAUUUCAUCGGUUUCUUGAUGUAAGCAGUCACAAAGUAGAGAGGACAAUAGAGGGAAUUUAUGAAAAGCUGAUUGUUCAUUCAGACCUCAGUAAAGCCGCAAGCUGGAAAAGACUAAUAGAAAAGUUUCUGAACUCACCACUUCCAAGCACUGAAGAAACAAAGACAGAUGCUCAUUACGCCAUACUAUCUCUCCUACUGUGCUUGUCCGAUUCUCCUUCCAACACCAACUAUGUGGAAAAGCCAAGAGAUAAAGAAGUGGAAAAGGAAGAAGAAUUUGACUGGGGAAAGUACUUGAUGGAAGGUGAAGAAAUUUAUUUUGGUCCUGACAUAGACACACCAGAUUGGUCUGAAGAAAGUGAAGAGGGGGAGGAUGCUCAACAACCUCUGAGCAGGGAAGAUUCUGGCAUUCAAGUAGACAGGACACCACAAGAAGAACAAGACCAAAAUAAGAAAACUGUGUCUCAGGUCACAUGGAAAGUGGGUGAGCCUGAUGCGCGCAGCUGGCUGGAACAGCAUGUGGUUCCUCAAUAUUGGACAGGAAGAGCUCCUCGUUUUUCUCACAGUUUUCACCUACAUUCCAAUUUAGCUGCUGUCUGGGACCAACACUUGUACAGCAGUGAUCCCUUAUAUAUGCCAGAAGAAAGAACUCUUGUAACUGAAACACAGAUUAUCCGGGAAACUCUCUGGCUUCUUUCAGGGGUGAAAAAGCUCUUUAUAUUUCAGCUGAAUGAGGGAAAGGUGACUGUGAGAAAUGACAUUAUUGUAACUCAUUUGACCCAUAACUGCUUAAGAUCAGUGUUGGAGCAGAUAGCAGCAUAUGGACAAGUUGUGUUUAGGCUGCAGAAGUUCAUUGAUGAAGUGAUGGGGCACAGCUCAGAAAGUGUAAUACCUGGAACCAUUUCCACUCCCAAGAAAACUACAGAACCCCCAUUUAGAACCUACCAAGCUUUUAUGUGGGCCUUGUACAAGUACUUCAUUAGUUUCAAAGAAGAGCUUACGGAAAUUGAGAAAUGCAUAAUCAACAAAGACAAAACAGUCACUCUUUCAAUAGUAGUAGAUAAGUUGUCACCUCGACUGGCACAGCUUAAGGUACUUCACAAAGUUUUCAGCACAGGGAUAGCAGAAGUACCACAAGUACCACCUGACACUCGAAAUGUUGUAAGAGCAUCUCAUUUGCUUAAUACACUCUACAAAGCUAUUCUUGAAUAUGACAACGUUGGAGAAGCAUCUGAGCAAACAGUAUCCCUCCUCUUCUCUCUCUGGGUUGAAACAGUAAGGCCAUAUUUGCAGACAGUGGAUGAGUGGAUUGUCCAUGGUAACUUGUUUGAUCCUGCUAAGGAAUUUAUCAUUCAGAGAAACAAAAAUGUCCCAGUUAAUCACAGGGAUUUUUGGUAUGCUACCUACACAUUAUAUAGUGUGUCAGAAAAGAUGGAGAAUGAAGAGAAAAUGAGUGAUAAUGCCAGUGCCAGCUCUGGCAGUGAUCAGGCUCCCUCAAGUAGGCAGCACACAAUGGUCUCCUUUCUGAAACCAGUACUAAAACAAAUCAUCAUGGCUGGAAAGUCCAUGCAAUUGUUGAAGAACCUACAAUCCAAAGAUGAUUCUCCACGGCAAGCUGCAUCAAGAGAUGCAGAACGAAAGAGUUUGUACACACUAUUUCUGGAGUCUGUGCAGUCCCGUCUGCGGCAUGGGGAAGAAUCUGUUCCAGAUAUUAUUACAGAACAACAAGCUACAAAGCAGAGUUUGAUAAAGAUGCAGUCUAUAGCAGAGAGACACUUAGAACUGGAUGAUGUUCAUGAUCCAUUGCUGGCUAUUAACUUUGCUAGGCUGUAUUUGGAGCAAAGUGACUUUCAUGAGAAAUUUACUGGUGGUGAUGUUUGCGUGGAUAGAUCCUCUGAAUCAGUGACAUGCCAGACAUUUGAACUGACACUGAGGUCUUGCCUGUAUCCUCACAUAGAUAAGCAAUAUCUGGAAUGCUGUGGCAACCUAAUGCAAACUUUAAAGAAGGAUUACAGGCUGGUAGAGUACUUGCAGGCAAUGCGAAACUUUUUUUUGCUUGAAGCUGGGGAUACUAUGUAUGAUUUCUACACAUCUAUUUUUGAUAAAAUAAGAGAAAAAGAAACUUGGCAGAAUGUAUCAUUUCUAAAUGUCCAACUCCAGGAAGCAGUUGGACAACGUUACCCAGAGGACAGUUCAAGGCUGUCUAUAUCUUUUGAAAGUAUCGAUACAGGAAAGAAGAAACUCCCUGUCCAUACCUUAGAUGGCUUAACAUUGAGCUAUAAGGUCCCUUGGCCUGUGGAUAUAGUUAUAAGUUUAGAAUGUCAAAAAAUUUACAAUCAGGUGUUUCUUCUCUUAUUACAAAUAAAGUGGGCCAAGUAUAGCUUAGAUGUUUUACGAUUUGAUGAACUAGUAAAUGCUACCGAAAAACCACAGCUUAAAGAAGGACCUCAAUUAGAACAAGAGACAGUUCCUCAGUUUGGAUCACAAACAGAACUUAUAAAACAACAAAUUCACCGCAUGUUCCUCUUAAGAGUGAAACUCAUGCAUUUUGUUAACAGCUUGCACAACUACAUCAUGACCAGGAUUCUUCACAGUACAGGUUUGGAGUUUCAGCAUCAGGUAGAAGAAGCCAAAGAUUUAGAUCAACUGAUUAAAAUUCAUUAUAGAUAUUUGUCUACAAUCCAUGAUCGCUGCCUGCUGAGAGAAAAGGUUAGUUUUGUGAAAGAAGCUAUAAUGAAAGUGCUGAAUUUAGUGCUGAUGUUUGCAGAUCGUUGGCAGGCUGGUUUGGGAGCUUGGAGGAUGGAAUCCAUAGAGAAGAUGGAAUCAGAUUUUAAAAAUUGUCACAUGUUUCUUGUAACAGUUCUAAAUAAAGCAGUCUGUAGAGGCUCUUUUCCUCAUUUGGAGUCUUUAGCUGUGUCACUCAUGGCUGGCAUGGAACAAAGCUAACAAAAGACCAGAGUGCAUUGAACUACUCAAGAACCGAAUUCCUGCAGCAUUCAUCUGCAACAUUAUUUAUUCAAAAUGAGCAUUUUAUACUGAAAUCCAUGUAUAUGUAGAUAAAUGGUAGUUGAUAUUUCCUUUCAGUGACUGUUUGAAACUGUAAAUGGUGAUGUACAGUAUUUAAUGAGUAUUAGUUGUGGCUGUAUUUUUUUCCUGCGUGUUAGUAUGCUAUAACAUCAGAUUCAUACUGUCUUGUAAAAGUAGCUGAUUUGAAGAUACAUUAAAUGUUUCUUCUUGUGAAGGAA
Mauremys mutica (yellowpond turtle) is the source of this 3533-nucleotide messenger RNA. It is a transcript of the gene TUBGCP5, whose product is annotated as tubulin gamma complex associated protein 5. The record is from RefSeq and is a predicted model, not a curated record. Gene Ontology annotation, cellular component: gamma-tubulin complex; centrosome; equatorial microtubule organizing center. Gene Ontology annotation, biological process: spindle assembly; cytoplasmic microtubule organization; microtubule nucleation. Gene Ontology annotation, molecular function: gamma-tubulin binding; microtubule minus-end binding. The transcript is spliced from 23 exons. The coding region runs from base 130 to 3234 and encodes 1034 amino acids. Lineage: Eukaryota; Metazoa; Chordata; Testudines; Geoemydidae.